UGUGUGUUUCUAUUUCACAUGGCGGCGUUCCUCCAGAGGCUUCCGCGGGCCGGGCCUCGCGCGGCGGCCGUAGGCCACCGCGUGGGACGGCGAGACGCCAGUCUGGGCCCAGAUCCCGGGGCCACGGUGCGAGUUCGCUUCGCUCCCAGCCCCACAGGCUUCUUGCACCUGGGUGGCCUCCGUACCGCUCUCUACAACUACAUCUUUGCCAAGAAGCACCAGGGGAGCUUCAUUCUGAGACUGGAGGACACUGAUCAGAGCCGACUGGUACCAAGGGCAGCAGAGAACAUUGAGGACAUGCUGGAGUGGGCAGGCAUCCCACCUGACGAAAGUCCCCGUCGGGGUGGUCCUGCUGGGCCCUACACUCAGUCCCAGCGGCUGGCACUGUAUGCCCAGGCCACAGAAGCAUUGCUGAAGUCUGGAGCUGCCUAUCCGUGUUUCUGUUCACCACAGCGGCUGGAGCUCCUCAAGAAGGAAGCCUUGAGGAGCCGGCAGACACCCCGGUAUGACAAUCGGUGCCGGAGCCUGAGCCAGGCACAGGUGGCCCAGAAGCUGGCCGUGGAUCCCAAGCCUGCUAUCCGCUUCCGCCUGGAGGAGGCAGCACCAGCCUUCCAGGACCUUGUAUAUGGUUGGACUCAACAUGAAGUGGCCAGUGUGGAGGGGGAUCCAGUUAUCCUGAAGAGUGAUGGCUUCCCCACCUACCACCUAGCCUGUGUGGUGGAUGACCACCACAUGAGCAUCAGCCAUGUGCUGAGGGGCUCUGAGUGGCUCGUCUCCACCUCUAAGCACCUGCUUCUCUACCAGGCCCUGGGCUGGCAACCGCCUCAAUUUGCUCAUCUGCCCCUGCUCCUCAACAGGGAUGGUAGCAAGCUGUCUAAGAGGCAAGGGGACAUUUUCCUGGAACAUUUUGCUGCCUCUGAUUUUCUGCCUGAAGCCUUGCUUGACAUCAUCACCAACUGUGGCUCGGGGUUUGCAGAGAACCAAAUGGGCAGGACCCUGCCGGAGCUGAUAACACAGUUUGACCUGACCCGGAUCACCUGCCACUCAGCUCUGCUGGACCUGGAGAAGCUCCCAGAAUUCAAUAGACUGCACCUCCAACGGCUGGUGAGCAGUGAGACCCGAAGACCUCAGUUGGUGAAGAAGCUGCAGGCCCUGGUGAAGGAGGCAUUCGGUAGCCAACUGCAAGACAAGGAUGUUCUGGACCCAGCAUAUGUGGAGAGGAUCAUCCUGCUGCGACAGGGCCACAUCAGCCGUCUGCAGGAUCUGGUCUCCCCAGUGUACUCCUACUUAUGGACUCGUCCUGCCGUCCAUCGAUCACAACUGGGUGUUGACUCAGAAAAGGUGGAUGUGAUUGUCAAACGCUUGCUGGGAGUUUUAGAAACAUCUGGUUUGAGCCUAACUCAGGAUGUGGUGAACAGAGAACUGAAGAAGCUUUCAGAAGGCCUAGAAGGUAUCAAGUACAGCAGCGUGAUGAAGCUCCUCCGAAUGACCCUCAGUGGACAGAUGCAAGGACCUCCUGUGGCUGAGAUGAUGGUGUCCUUGGGCGCAAAGGAAGUACAGGAGCGAAUCCAGAAGGUGCUUUCUAGCUAAGGAGAAGAUGAAUAGGAAUAAGGCAGCUCUGAAACACAUGGAAGCUGCAUUCUGAGGAGAUCAGGAGGCCUGCAGCCCAUUUGGACACUUUCAGGAUCAACAGUAAGAGAAACAGAUUCUCUGAAUACCCUCAUCAGCUGGCCUUCGGGGAAGCCCAGCCUGCUUCACCUCACUGAUUCUGGAAAGGAUGAACUUGAA
Molecule: messenger RNA, 1788 nt
Organism: Microtus ochrogaster (prairie vole)
Lineage: Eukaryota; Metazoa; Chordata; Mammalia; Rodentia; Cricetidae
Gene: Ears2
Product: glutamyl-tRNA synthetase 2, mitochondrial
Biological process (GO): glutamyl-tRNA aminoacylation
Cellular component (GO): mitochondrion
Molecular function (GO): tRNA binding; glutamate-tRNA ligase activity; zinc ion binding
Source: RefSeq, a predicted model, not a curated record